AUGUUCCAAGCACCGGUGAGCUGGGCUGCGAGCAAGUUGCUUGCCUUUGUGUUCCCUCACGACACAAAGGCUCGGCCGCGUUCUACGCUGGAUGCAUCAGAUCCUCUCGAAACUCUAGGCUCGACAGAGUGGCGUCGUCGAGAUGAAGCGAGACGGUCGUUGCGGGGAACAACCCUUCAGCAGAUGCCAUUCGAGGCCUGUUACUGGCCGCUCAUGCACCGACCCCGCAACAGCAAGGAAGCACAGCAACUCUACGAUCACAUUCGCACAGUGGCGUGGUACCUCGACUCGGUACCUUUGCUGGGCUCUCGACUUUCUUUCAACGUUGGCGUAGAGUCCCUCAUUGGCCUGAUCCCCGGCGUGGGAGACUACGUCGGACUCAUUCUAGGACUGUAUCAGAUCUUGCUCUGCACGCUCUUCGGCCUUCCGUUGACCGUCCUUCUCUGGAUGAUUUUCAACGUCGUUGUCGACUGCAUCAUUGGCAUCGUACCCAUUAUUGGCGAUGCGCUUGAUGUUCUCUUCAAGGCAAACUUGCGCAACCUGCGAUUACUCGAAGAUCACCUGCAUCGGACGAAAGGCAAAUGUGGUGCAGGCGUUUUCUACAUCGAGUUCCCUCCAAGCGACAGAUUCCUACCAGUACGACAGAGCACUCGCACGUCGCAAGAUCCGCCGCCCUAUGCAUCAAUCAGGCAUCCUGAGUUCAACAUCCCCACAGACAGCCCAAGAAGAAGCAAUGACACAAGACCGUACUUUCUGAGCCUUCCGUCUUCUGUAUCGGCGUCUACUAACAUAGGCACGGCAGCCUCUCCAGUCCCUGAACGACGUCCGAAUGGACACAGUGCAAAUGUGCCUGUUCCAACAGCCAAAGCCGGGACAUCGCCAGUUGCGUCAGAGAAUGGCACACGAGACGCUGCACAGCGGACAGCAAAGUUGCAACUGACGAUCGAAGCCGAGGCAUACACCAUUCCAGAAGAGUCAAGCACACCGGGGCAGGGCGGCAAAACGAGUGCUGCAUGGCUCCAUAAUGGUACUUCGCAAGCGUCCACAUCGGAUGCUCUUCAUGACCCUCCUCCCAGUGUCGUCGAGGCGCUGUCUUCAGAUGACUUCCUCGCUCAAGACGAUCAGCUGCACACCCAACUAACAACAGACUCAGCUUACACAAGCUCGAUGGACAGCUCCAACAAGCAUCUGCAAACGAUCCAUCACGGGCCUUCGCAUUCUCUAUCGCUCGACGAAGAGCGACCACGCGUCUCUUGGCACGAACUAGCACGGACAAAGUCGUCGACAAUAGCAGGGCCAGAAGCAAAGCGUCCAAGUCAUGAACUUUUCGACGCGGAUGACGAUGCAGAGGACGCAUUGGAAGACCAGCGACUGCUCAAACGUAGGCCAUCGGAUAGGGAGCACGAGAUUGAGGAUCCACGCGAGCUCUGGCGAAGACGUCGCGGAAUGUAUCUGCUGGUGUACUCGGCAAUCUUUUGCGUUGCCUAUGUGACCUCGCUCGACUCGAACACGGGCUACCUCUACCUCAACUUUGCAUGCAGCGAAUACGGAGCGCUAGCUUCCUUCAGUACGGUCGCGAUCGUGCAGCAGAUGGUGUUCGCCAUCGCCAAACCGCCUAUUGCCAAGUUAUCUGAUGUGGUCGGGCGACCUCAGGCAUACGUGCUUUCUUUGGUCUUUUAUGUUUGCGGCUACAUCGUGGUGGCCUCGACGGCUUCUUUACGAUCGCUGAUCGGCGGCAUCUGUCUUCAGUCUGCAGGCACAACGGGCAUUCAAGUACUUCAGUCGAUCAUCAUUGCCGACACUACAACAGCCAAGUGGCGCGGACUCGUCAUCGGCAUAGUCAAUCUGCCAUUUCUGAUCAAUUUUGCGGUGGCUGGGCCGAUGGUGGAUCUGGUGAUGCGCCAUGGUGGCUGGCGGUUCGGUUUUGCAAUCUGGACAGUAAUCGUGCCGCUAGCAGCCACACCGCUGCUACUCACACUGUUGGUGGGUCAACGUCGAGCGCAUCGGGCUGGACUGGCGACGAGGAGCACACUUACGGACAAGCCUUGGAGGCAAGCUUUGCGGCAGCUGGUGACAGAGCUCGACGUGCUUGGGCUCUUGCUAUUCACAGGCGGAUGGCUGCUGAUCCUUCUGCCACUGACGCUUGCCGGACACGGCGAACGACAGGCUCAGAUCCCGAUGACGACCUUCAUCCUUGGCGGUGUGGCGAUGCUGUUGGUGUUUGGAUGGUGGGAGACGCGAGCAUCAGUGCCGAUCUUGCCGUACCAAUUCUUGACCAACAGCGCUGUGGUCUGCACAUGUGUGGUGGGCGUGCUGGAUUUCGCGUCGUUCUACAUCUCAUGGACAUUUCUGUCGAGCUUCGUUCAGAUCCUCAAAGGGUGGGAUCAGACCAAAACGGGUUAUUUUGCUACGACGCAAAACGUGACGUCGACGAUCACAGGUAUCAUCGUCGGGUCACUGAUGGCCAUGACGCGUAGGUACAAGAUGCUGCUGAUGGUCGGAUUGCUAGUACGAGUGCUGGGUGUAACGCUGAUGGUGAGGUACAGAACAGCGGAUGACCCAACGUACAUGCUGGUGUUGUGCCAGCUAUUGCAGGGUAUCGGUGGUGGUUCGAUCGCCAUCACGAUGCAAGUUGCGGUACAGGUGACAGUCAGACACGCGGAUGUCGCGAUUGUCACAGCACUGGAGCUGCUGACAACCGAGAUCGGUGCAGCGAUCGGCUCUGCAACUGCGGGAUGGAUGUUUCAGACCUAUCUGCCGACCAAGCUCCGGGAGAACUUGCCCAACAUGAACGCCGACGAGCUCAAGGCGGUGUACGGCAGCUUGCAAAAGGCACUCAGCUAUCCGAUUGGGUCUGACGAACGAACUGCCAUCAUCAAGGCUUGGGUAGACGUGAUGCGAAUGCUGAGCAUUGUUGCCACAACCGUGCUGGUACCAGCAGUUCUAUUUGGAAUGGCAAUCCCUGACACGUCGUUGCCCGACGUGCACGGUGGAGUUAGUCAUCAUCACAGUCAUCAUCAUCACCAGCACCACCAUCAUAACCAUGGAUCUCGCAGAGGAGAGCGAAGAAGCUCGAGACGACAGCCUUCCUUUUUGUCAGCAAGCAGGCCGUCAUCUCCGCUUGAGGUGCGGGCAGGCUAUCCGGACAUCACACCGGGGAUGGGACUGGGCGUGGCUAAGGAAGAGGCUGCAGCUGCAGGACUGCUUGCUGCAACGACGAAUGGAUCCAAACGAAGUCGAUCUGCGUCAAGGAAUCGAGCUAGCGAGCGAGAGAGCAGAGAUGAUCCGAGUCUGCAACAGAAGAAGCGAAGAUCACGCCGAGCAGUGCUCCAUUGA
This is a messenger RNA of Ustilago hordei, 3336 nucleotides long. RefSeq lists its product as uncharacterized. Gene Ontology annotation, biological process: transmembrane transport. The transcript has a single exon. NCBI's taxonomy places the organism in Eukaryota, Fungi, Basidiomycota, Ustilaginomycetes, Ustilaginales, Ustilaginaceae. The record is from RefSeq and is a predicted model, not a curated record. Gene Ontology annotation, molecular function: transmembrane transporter activity. The coding region runs from base 1 to 3336 and encodes 1111 amino acids.